This is a messenger RNA of Drosophila teissieri, 2745 nucleotides long. Its product is annotated as catenin delta-2-like. Gene Ontology annotation, cellular component: adherens junction; nucleus; plasma membrane. The record is from RefSeq and is a predicted model, not a curated record. Gene Ontology annotation, biological process: cell-cell adhesion; cell-cell junction assembly. NCBI's taxonomy places the organism in Eukaryota, Metazoa, Arthropoda, Insecta, Diptera, Drosophilidae. The transcript has 4 exons. The coding region runs from base 229 to 2589 and encodes 786 amino acids. Gene Ontology annotation, molecular function: cadherin binding.
CAAAAGGGGAGAAACUUCCCCUCGCCCUACAACGGCAGCAGCAACGACAACGGCUGCGAUAGCGGCAGCAGCGACAACGGCAGCAACGACAGCGGCGGCGGCGAUAGCGGCGGCAGCGACGGUAGCGACAGUGACGGCAGCGGCAGCGGUAGCGGCGGCGGCAGAGACAGCGGGGGCAGCAGCAGCGACAGCGGCAGAAGCAGUACCAACAGAAAAAGCCGUCGGCAAAUGCAAAUUUCGAAAUUAAAUUUACAAACGAACAUUUUAAAUAUAAAUUUAACUCACAUAAACAUGGACCUUUCAUUGACGCACGAGUCUGCAAACAUGCAAGCCCAAUUUGCAUCUUUUCAAAAUUAUGAACAAUUUUCGGCAUCAGGAUAUUCAAGCACUCCUGUAUAUAUAACAAAGCCCCCAGGAAUAGGUGCAAUAACAAAAGUUGCGCCUCACUGUUCGGUUCUCAGCACUCAAAAUAAGAUUGAGACAACAUCUACAGACAAUUCUAUUCCAGACAUUGAAAAUCAUCCAUUAGCUCCCACAGUGAGAUAUGUACAAGCUGGUCAGUUUGAGGAUACACCCGAAUAUGGUGUAGCUGGUCUACCUUGUGGUAUAGACUCUGAGUACACAGCGGACGCUGUCGUACCUUACUGCUAUACGUCGGAUGCAAACUAUACAGGAAUUCAAAACCCAACUUCAAAUAUUAAACCAUUUUCUGGAAGGCCUUUUAAUGAUAACCUAAAUGCAUCAGAAGCUGGCGCAAAUUCCCAAUGCCGAACGUUUAAAAGUUCAGCUGAAUUUAAAUUACCCCAAUUCGCCAUGAGCUCUAUAAAUACUGUGCCGCAAAGUUUGGGAGAAAAGGAUGACUACAUUGGAGGAUCAGAAAAUGAUAUUUGUUCUACAAUGAGGUGGCGGGAUCCAAAUCUUUCGGAAGUUAUAAGCUUCUUGAGCAACCCGAACAGUGCUAUAAAGGCUAAUGCCGCAGCCUAUUUACAACAUUUGUGCUACAUGGAUGAUCCAAACAAGCAACGUACAAGAUCCCUGGGAGGAAUACCGCCAUUAGUUCGUCUGUUAUCUUAUGAUUCUCCAGAAAUACAUAAGAAUGCCUGCGGAGCUUUACGAAAUUUAUCUUACGGAAGACAAAAUGAUGAAAACAAACGUGGAAUAAAGAACGCGGGUGGAAUAGCAGCUUUGGUUCAUCUUCUAUGUCGGUCUCAAGAAACAGAAGUAAAAGAAUUGGUGACUGGAGUAUUGUGGAAUAUGUCCUCCUGUGAAGACUUGAAACGGUCAAUUAUUGAUGAAGCGCUUGUUGCUGUAGUUUGCAGCGUUAUUAAGCCUCAUUCUGGUUGGGAUGCAGUGUGUUGUGGAGAAACAUGCUUUUCUACAGUAUUUCGAAACGCUUCUGGAGUUUUACGAAAUGUUAGUUCUGCUGGAGAACAUGCAAGAGGAUGUCUUCGUAAUUGCGAACACUUGGUUGAAUGCCUUCUUUAUGUUGUGCGAACAUCAAUUGAGAAAAAUAAUAUUGGAAAUAAAACUGUAGAAAAUUGCGUAUGUAUACUUCGAAAUCUUUCAUACCGAUGUCAAGAAGUGGAUGAUCCCAAUUACGACAAACAUCCUUUUAUAACACCAGAAAGAGUAAUUCCAACCUCAUCCAAAGGAGACAAUUUGGGCUGUUUUGGAACAAAUAAAAAAAAAAAAGAAGCUAAUAAUUCCGAUACUCUCAACGAAUAUAAUAUUUCGGCUGAAUAUUCUAAAAGUUUUGUAACAUAUAACAAAUUAAACAAGGGAUACGAGCAAUUAUGGCAACCUGAAGUAGUUCAAUACUAUUUGUCAUUGUUGCAAAGUUGUUCUAAUCCGGAAACACUUGAAGCCGCUGCUGGAGCAAUUCAAAAUUUGUCUGCAUGUUAUUGGCAACCUAGUAUUGAUAUUCGCGCAACAGUGCGUAAGGAAAAAGGUCUACCGAUACUUGUUGAGCUUCUAAGAAUGGAAGUGGAUCGCGUAGUUUGUGCAGUCGCUACAGCACUACGCAAUUUGGCUAUAGAUCAACGCAACAAAGAACUAAUUGGAAAGUACGCAAUGCGUGACUUAGUCCAAAAACUUCCAUCUGGAAAUGUACAACAUGACCAAAAUACAUCAGAUGAUACAAUCACAGCUGUAUUAGCAACAAUUAAUGAGGUUAUAAAAAAAAAUCCGGAGUUUUCCCGUUCCUUGUUGGAUUCAGGUGGGAUAGAUAGACUUAUGAACAUAACAAAACGGAAAGAAAAAUAUACCUCUUGUGUGUUGAAAUUUGCAAGUCAAGUUUUAUACACCAUGUGGCAACAUAAUGAUUUGCGAGACGUUUAUAAAAAAAAUGGAUGGAAAGAGCAAGAUUUUGUUAGUAAACAUUAUACUGCACAUAAUACUCCACCAAGUUCACCAAAUAACGUAAACAAUACACUAAAUAGACCGAUGGCUUCACAGGGACGUACUCGCUAUGAGGACAGAACCAUUCAGCGUGGAACAAGCACAUUAUAUAGUGCUAACGAUUCCAGCGGUGCCGUUAUGUCUAGUAAUGAAUCUGCAAUGCUUUCAGACAUGGUUAGAAAACAACUAUAAAAUUGGUUGUAUUUUCAUUAUUAAAGUAAUUAAAAAUACAUAAAUAAAUUCAAAGUUUAAAUUAUAUUUACUUAUAUUCCUUUAGCAAAAGUGUUUUUGCUGUAUUUACUCAACUUAAUUGUAAAAUAUCAUAUUAAAUACAUAUUUAGAACACUA